AUGCAGUUCCUCCUAUCAGCUUGGGCAUUUGCCCAAACUGUAUUUGACUUCACGCUCAUCCCCAACUAUGACUCCAGCAUGCCACUCACUUCCACCAGGCAUGCACAUAGCCUGAGACAAUCGAGAGCGCGUGCAGCUGCCUCCGACGUCGCCAUGCGCGCUUUCAAAGCGGAAGCCCUCGCAAGCAAUGCGAGCUUCCUGCAAAGACUCGACCCCGACGGCUGUCGUCACGUCUCCCACAACUUCCUCAACUACCAGACCUACCCUGGCUAUGACAACUCUAUCGGAGUGAGCGGGGCUGGUCCAAACGGGUACAGGAUGUUCAGUUCAACAUCCGAUAUCAACGACCCCAACACCGAAAGUCGGCUUCGCUAUGAUUUUGUAUUCAACGACGGUAGCGCUCCCUACACGAGCAUCUGGAUUACCAUGCGCGGAGCCCCAGACAGCGGUAAAAACUCCAACGUCGUCCUCCGCGAAGAGCUCUGCGUCGUCGGUCCCCUCGACCCCAACGGCAGCCACUACCACGACUGCGAUGAGAUCGACAUCGCAGAGAUCUACGGUGGCGGGAACAACCAAGCCGAGUUCACAUUCUACACCGGCUCUGGCUCGUACAUCCCGGGCAAGCAACCCCAGCGCCAGGGCGGCGGGGUGUACACCGACACCACCAACGGCGCAGCUGGGCAACAAUUUUACGAGUACCAGUUGUAUUUGGAACAGGGGAAGUACCUUACGUUCACUAUUGCGGAUGUGAAGACUGGGCAGACAAUUGGGAAGCGGGAUUAUGGGCCUCCGGGUAUCCCAUCGAAGCCGUUGAACUUUUUCAUGGGGGAACGACUAUGUCCAAACUCCACCCCGUUACUUAUGAAUUUCUCCUGCAUGCAUGAAUACGUCGCCGAGAACUCGAUUCUACCGACCAAAGUUCGUGUGGUGGCCCUCAAGUCGCGUACUGCCAAGACCAAGAAUCUUGCCCUCCGUCGCCUCCCGAACCUUGGUGCUGGAGGCUCUUUCGAUGUUCAGGUUGCAGCGCUAGCACCCCAUUACACCAACCUCUACAAAUCUCCACAAACCUUCCCUCCUCGAUCGCUCGCCCAGCACUGCUUUCUAGUGGUCGAGUCGGAGGCUCGGAGCACCGCGGCUAACGUCUCCACCUCCACCCAAAAUCGCAACUCCGUCCCACAGCAGACACCUGCCAUAGCACUAGGCUCAUCCACUGGCACCGUACGCCCAUUUUUCCUUUCUCCUCUUAAUCGCCCUUCCUUUGCGCAAUCUUUGGAGCAGUUUCAAUGA
Messenger RNA from Laccaria bicolor S238N-H82, 1287 nucleotides. RefSeq lists its product as uncharacterized. The transcript has 5 exons. NCBI's taxonomy places the organism in Eukaryota, Fungi, Basidiomycota, Agaricomycetes, Agaricales, Hydnangiaceae. Bases 1 to 1287 code for a protein of 428 amino acids. The record is from RefSeq and is a predicted model, not a curated record.